Carassius gibelio (silver crucian carp) is the source of this 984-nucleotide messenger RNA. Its product is annotated as T-cell-specific surface glycoprotein CD28-like. The record is from RefSeq and is a predicted model, not a curated record. The transcript has 4 exons. Lineage: Eukaryota; Metazoa; Chordata; Actinopteri; Cypriniformes; Cyprinidae. The coding region runs from base 30 to 728 and encodes 232 amino acids. Gene Ontology annotation, cellular component: external side of plasma membrane. Gene Ontology annotation, biological process: T cell receptor signaling pathway; regulation of T cell proliferation.
UCAGCUUGAGGUUUCCUGCUACGUUACUGAUGUCACAAAGAUGUUUCCAGAACUCAGUCAAGUAUAAAGAGCCAGGGGGGAUACCUCCACAGUUAUUACAUGACACAAUGAUUAUCACACUUAUUAAAAUCUUUAUAUAUAUCCCGCUAGGAUUGGCUCUACAUGUGUCUCAGCCAUAUCGUGUGGUGGGGAAAGAGGGAGAAGUCCCUCUCCGCUGCUCCUUCAGUUCAAAGUUAAAGCCUGAGGAAAUGCAGGUGUCUCUUUACAAAGGUUUGCACGGCCGUGAGAGGAUCUGCAGCUCUUAUGUCAACCUCUCCGAGCCCUACUUCACAUCAGAUGGCACAGUUAAUUGCAGAGGGAGUAUUAGCUCUGGAAGAGUGGACAUGAUGAUCGCUGGACUGCGAGGGAACGACACAGACAUCUAUCGCUGUGAGAUCGAGAUCCUCUUCCCUCCUCCGUAUCUCAGAACGCUUGGGAACGGCACUAUUGUUUACAUUCAAGAAACUCCAAACUGCCCCACUGCAUCCACCCAGAGCCAGAUUCAGAGCCAGAGCCAGACUUCAGAGCGGGAAGCUGUCAAAUAUGAUGUAGGCCCACUUCCUCUGCUAUAUGCCAUCCUAAUCAUCACAUCCUGCAGUUUAAUUCUACAGAUGAUCGCUUGCAAAUGGAGGGCCUCUACAGCCACGGCACCUAUGCUUUCACAAAAAGAGAGCUAUAUGAAAUUCUAAGGGGGUAAUAUCUCCGUUCACAUGUACUAACAUGUAUUCUAACCUGCAUGUACUCACAUGUCAUUUUCUCCUGCAUGUAUUUUCAUGUAAUUUUAACCUGCAUGUAUUGGCAUGUACUCACUCACUGUAAUUUUCAACUACAUGUACUCACAUGAAUUCUCAUUUGCAUGUAUUCACAUGUAUUUACACAACAUUUGACCACUGUCUUUGUUAUUCCAUUUUCUUUAUAUUUUAUUAAAAUGAAAUAAACAUAUUU